This is a messenger RNA of Topomyia yanbarensis, 1701 nucleotides long. Its product is annotated as pickpocket protein 28-like. Gene Ontology annotation, molecular function: ligand-gated sodium channel activity. The transcript is spliced from 4 exons. Gene Ontology annotation, biological process: sodium ion transmembrane transport. Gene Ontology annotation, cellular component: membrane. Lineage: Eukaryota; Metazoa; Arthropoda; Insecta; Diptera; Culicidae. The record is from RefSeq and is a predicted model, not a curated record. Bases 1 to 1701 code for a protein of 566 amino acids.
AUGUACGCGGCCAGAGCUAAUAAAUUCAAACCAAGCUCGCCUCCCGCUCCGGCGACCCGUAGCUACCUACAGGAAUCGAAAAAACUAGCCAGAGAGUUUUGCAACAAUACCUCCAUCCACGGUGUAAAAUAUUUCGUUGGUUCGGAACGUGCACUGAUCGAAAAAAUCUGGUGGAUCGCAGUAUUUUUGCUCUCGUUGUACGGUUGUGGAAGACUCAUCUAUACAGUGUAUAGGAAAUGGGACCACGAACCGGUAAUUGUCACGUUUGCUCAAAAACCGACCCCGGUGUUCCAGAUUCCUUUUCCGGCUAUAACAAUUUGUCCGGAAACCAAGGUGAAGAUGGAUGUGUUUAAUUUCACGAAGACUUUCCACCUUAGCGUGGAUUAUGAAAUGAGGAAAACUCUUAGUGCGGACGAAAUGAGAAAACUGCAUGCAAUGCUGCAGAUCUGUGAGUUCGGGUUUAAUGAUCAACUGUUCAACCAAACAUACGACGACGAUUGCGUGAAACUGUUGGAAGAAUUGUCGAUUCCACAGGAUGAAAUGUUCGUCAGCUGUGGUUGGCACCAGAUGAACCUGGAAUGUGCGGAAGAAUUUACACUGAUCUUAACCGAUGUUGGGUACUGCUACAGUUUCAACAUGAUGGCUAGUGAUGAUAUCAUGCGAAAGGAUCAACUUCACCCGGACUCCCGGUAUAUAGCGGAAACGCGUUCCUCCCACAAUUGGUCUCUAGAUGAUGGCUACCGACCGGGAACGGAUAUUAACACCUAUCCACGACGUGCCCUCGGGGCUGGAUUGAGAGCCGGAGUGUUUGCCUUGCUGAAAGUCAACGAAAGCGAUAUGGAUUAUCUUUGUGGUAACUCGUUUCAGGGAUUCAAAGUGCUUUUACACAUGCCAAACGAAUAUCCUCAGCUAUUGAAUCAACACUUUCGGGUCCCAUUAAAUCAAGAAGUAGCUGUAUCAGUCACUCCCAGAAUGAUUGAAACUUCCGAAAGUAUUGUGUCAUACAAGCCUACCCGCCGGCAGUGUUUUUUCGAUAAAGAGCGAUAUUUGAAGUAUUUCCGCAUCUACACUCAAUCCAACUGCGAACUGGAAUGUUUGACCAAUUUUACACUAAACCGAUGUGGAUGCGUUAAGUUCUCUAUGCCUAGGGCACCGAAUGUAAGAAUCUGCGGAAUUGGUAUGCAAACAUGCUACGACCUAGCAACGGUAGAGCUGUUGGAACUGGAAGUGAAGAUUCGAGAGGAUCACAGAUUGAAGGAUUUGGACGAAUGCAACUGUCUCCCCUCGUGUACAGCGGUGCACUACAAUACGGAGAUAUCGCAGGCUUCUUUCGAGUGGAAGCGACUGAUUUCGGUGUUUCAAAUGUUCAAGGAAGCAUUGACAGGGGUUCAGGUGUCCCAUUUGCAAGUGUUCUUGAAGGAUGCCCAAUUUAUACCGGUCAAACGCAAUGAGCUGUUUGGGUUAACGGAUUUCUUGGCAAACUGCGGCGGACUUUUGGGACUGUUUAUGGGCGUUAGUAUUCUUAGCCUGGUGGAGAUUUUCUACUAUUGCGUAAUCAAACCCGUUAUAAUGUGGAGCAAGUCCAAGAGGGAAGAUAAUCAAACAAAGCAUAUUAAACCAUUUGGCAGUAAUCUGGAAAAACUUGACAAUAAGCAAUUGAAUAUUUGGCGGAAUGAUAUGCAGGAGUUUGGAAAAUUUUAA